AUGAAGCCGGCAAAAAGGAAGCCCAAAGCAGUGGUGGUGGGAGGUAGUAUAGCAGGGAUCUCCUGCGCACACGCGCUCAUAGUAGCAGGGUGGGACGUGGUGGUGCGAGAAGACGAGCGCGCCUCCCACUGGAAGCCCAACCGGUGCUGGACUGGGACUCGACCCUUUGGCUCGAGACUCAUUGAGUCGUGGCUCGGUCGCCCUGAGCUUCUCCACAAGGCCACCUUGCCCCUCACAAUCGAUCAGCUCGCUGCAGCCACCCCGGUGGCAAAAUGGCCUAAAGUAGCCGUUUGUACUGAGGAGCAGAACCAAGUGACAUAUGGGGAAAAGAAAAUCAGCCAGACACUGACGAGGGACGAUAACUUCAAUUUCAGAGCGGCAUACUGGGCUGAUCUUCAUGGCCUUCUUUACAAUGCACUACCAGAGGACAUUUUUCUUUGGGGUCAUUUGUUCCUUUCCUUUUGCAUGCCAGAUGACAAAACCUCUGUUAAGGUAAAAACCAAAGUUCUUCAAACUGGUGGUAUUGUCGACAUAAUUGGUGAUUUGCUUAUUGCAGCCGAUGGGUGUCUCUCUUCAAUUCGUCAGAGUUUCCUCCCUGACCUUAAAUUAAGGUACUCAGGUUACUGUGCAUGGAGAGGAGUUCUCGACUUUGCAGAUAAUGAGAAUUCAGAAGCCAUUGUGAGCAUCAAUAAGGCAUAUCCAGAUCUUGGGCGAUGCCUUUACUUUGACUUAAGUUCUGGUACUCACAGUGUGUUUUAUGAGCUAUCGAACAAAAGAAUGAAUUGGAUUUGGUACAUUAAUCAACCUGAGCCACAAGUUAAGGGGAACUCGGUGACCAUGAAAGUUAGCAGUGACAUGAUCGAGAAGAUGCACAAUGCAGCAGAAAAAGUUUGGGUUCCAGAGUUGAUGAAAGUCAUAAAAGAAACGAAAGAACCUUUCCUCAAUGUUAUAUAUGAUAGUGAUCCUUUGGAACAAAUAUUUUGGGACAAUGUGGUUUUAAUUGGAGAUGCAGCUCACCCGACAACUCCUCAUGGUUUAAGAAGCACAAAUAUGUCAAUACUGGAUGCAGCAGUUUUAGGAAAAUGUCUUGAGAAGUGGGGAGUGGAAAAUUUAAAGUCAGCUCUCGAAGAAUAUCAAUCUACUCGGCUGCCCGUCAUUUUGAAGCAAGUGCUACAUUCGAGAAGACUCGGUCGCAUCAAACAAGGUCUAAUUCUUCCAGAUCGCAAGCCUUUUGAUCCGAAGAACACAUGUCCAGAAGAUUGCCAAGAGCUUCAGCAGAAAAACAUGCCUUUCUUUGCUGAUGUUCCAUUUGAACUCAUAUAGAUCAUGUUAUCUUCAAGCCGGAAGUGCUUUGGAAUAUUGUUCUGGCACUGUGUUUCUUUGCCUCAAUUAUGUGAAAAUGCUGUAAUUAGUACAUAUUAAAAAAAAAUUAUAUGGAUUCUCAUGUUCUGGAAUAGAACAAAAUAAUAAAAAACUGAGUGUUGCAAAGAGAAGCAAUGAGAACAAUGGCAUUUGUAGUUUUUUAGCCCCAGGAAAGCCCAAGAUGCUCUACUGUAGUUUGCAGCCAAGUGAAUCGGA
Ilex paraguariensis (yerba mate) is the source of this 1578-nucleotide messenger RNA. Lineage: Eukaryota; Viridiplantae; Streptophyta; Magnoliopsida; Aquifoliales; Aquifoliaceae. The record is from the annotation of a GenBank genome assembly.